AUGGAAGAGCAGAACCCAGAAGCACCUGGAACUGGCAAGACAGCAAUGUCAGGCCUCCAUCCCACCCAAGCUGGGAGUAGUGCUGAAUUCUGGGUGCGAGAUAUCCAUGAUCAGCACACUGCCAUCUCAGAUGUAGAUUGCAGACGCUUCCGGCAAUUCUGCUACCGGGAGGCCGAUGGGCCCCGAGAGGUCUGCAGCCAGCUCCAUGGACUUUGCAGCCAGUGGCUGAGGCCGGAGAGGCGCACCAAGAAGGAGAUUGUGGACCUGGUGAUCCUGGAGCAGUUCCUGACUGUUCUGCCGCAGGCAAUGCAGAGCUGGGUCAGAGGAUGUGGGCCGGAGACCAGUUCCCAGGCGGUGGCCCUGGCUGAAGGUUUCCUCCUGAGUCAGGCAGAGGAGAAGAGGCAGGCAGAACAGAUGUGGGCACCAUCCGUGAAGGCAGAAGCUACAUUCCCUCAGGCGGAAGGUGCUUCCUUGGAGCAAGGGCAGAGGGCUCAGGCCAUGGAGCAUGCCCAAGAUGCCCUCUCCUGUGGUAAGGACUCCUUGUGCCAGGGUGCGAUUGGGGCACAUGGUGAAUUUGAUGGGCAGAUACUAGUUUAG
This is a messenger RNA of Heteronotia binoei (common prickly gecko), 597 nucleotides long. Its product is annotated as zinc finger protein 213-like. The transcript has 2 exons. The coding region runs from base 1 to 597 and encodes 198 amino acids. NCBI's taxonomy places the organism in Eukaryota, Metazoa, Chordata, Lepidosauria, Squamata, Gekkonidae. The record is from RefSeq and is a predicted model, not a curated record.